Closterium sp. NIES-65 is the source of this 4125-nucleotide messenger RNA. Lineage: Eukaryota; Viridiplantae; Streptophyta; Zygnematophyceae; Desmidiales; Closteriaceae. The record is from the annotation of a GenBank genome assembly.
ACGGCUUAUGCAGAGGAGUACAGCUUUGCAACAGGGUCGCUCAGGGCGCUGGACGUCAAAUCCAACGUCUUCUGCUCUGCGGGAGCCAUAGACCCAUAUGGUCGGCUGAUCAGCAUCGGAGGCACAUCAGACGCCAAUGCCACCAACCUGGCCGACCCUCUCCUCGACGGAUCUGCCUCCAUCCGCUCCUUCACCCCCUGCCCCCCUGCUACUGCUGCCCCCGCUGCUGCUGCUGCUAGUAGUGCCAAUAGCAGCAGCAGCAACGGCGGCGGCAGCAGUAGCAGUGGGGGGUGUGAUUUCUCCCUGGUGGGACAGAUGACCUCCAAGCGGUGGUACCCCACGGCCCAGCUCUUACCAGACGGCCGCAUCUUCAUUGUGGGAGGGGCCAACGUGUUUGGCAACGUGGCGAUCAAUUCGGUUCAAAACAACAACCCCACCUUCGAGUUCUGGCCCAGGAAGGACGGAGAAGGCAACUACAAGCUUCGCUUUCUGGAAGAAACUUUGCCGUACAACCUGUACCCGUUUGUGCACCUGCUGCCUUCAGGGCAUCUGUUCAUAUUCGCGGGGCAACGCGCAAUCCUCCUCAACUACACCACCAACACGGUGUACCGCACCCUUCCUCCUCUCGAUGUCUCUCGCUUCGGCCCAGCCAACACCAACAUCUUCCGCUCCUACCCUGUCACCGGCUCCUCAGCCAUGCUACAGCUCUCCUCAGCUGACGGGUACAAGCCCAGGAUUCUCAUCUGUGGCGGCAGCAGCAGCAGUGCGGACCUCACCAACCGGGACAACCGUACGGGGGCAUGCCUUGGGUGUGCAGCCCCUGCCGCAGCCACGUGUGGGCUCAUUGCGCCCAUGGACGCCAACCCCACAUGGAGUUAUGAAAUCAUGCCUGUAGCACGUGUUAUGCCGGAUGCCGUGCUCCUAUUGGAUGGCACGGUUCUGAUCUGCAACGGAGGCAGGAGGGGCUUUCAGGGUCUGAAGCAAACGUAUGCGGGAGGGGAAGUGAGGACACCUGUCAUCUACACCCCCUCUAAUCCUCCUGGCAAGCGCUUUUGGCAGGUCCCAGAGUCGAGUCGCUACGCUCGCAUGUACCACUCCUCUGCUCUGCUGCUGUGGGACGGCUCGGUGCUGAUUUCUGGGUCUAAUCCCAACGACCGCCUCACUACUAGGGGAACUUACCCUACUCAAUUCGCCGUUGACCGGUUUGCCCCAUCGUAUCUGCAGUGGGGGGUGCCGAGAAACGUGCUGUGGAAGGUACCCUCAACCAUUACCUUGAAUACUCUCUUCUCAGUCCGCCUCAAUACAACUGUAGCAACUCCUUCAUCGCUCCCGCGCCUUAUCGAUCGCUUCCGUGCCGUGCUUGAGAUCGCUGUUCUUCCAGCAGCCGCAGCCAUGUCGUCUCUAGGCGCAUGCGCGUUCCGAUUCGCGCGGCGCUUCGUGGUUUUCUCGCUGGUUCUGGCGUCUCUCGCGUGUAUCGGUCAAGCGAGCGAAGAUCUGGUCAUCGUCAGGGUAGAUCGUAAGAUCGACCUUCAGACCCAUCUUGUCCGCAAUUCCGCGACCCUCAAGGUGGAGAACGCGGGCUCGACACCUGUCUCUUCGGUCACCCUCGCGCUGCUCGUCCCGCCGCCCGGCCGCCUCGCCUUCGCCACGGCCGUUCUCCUUCAGGGCAAGGCCAAGAGCCGCACCUUCCAGGAACUUCCCCUCACUUCCACCACCCCGGACUCCCCGGUCGAAAACGCGAUCUACUUAAAAGCCCAGCUGCCCGCGCCGCUAGAACCCGGGAAAACCGCGCAGAUAGAGUGUUACUUCGUGGUGAUUAACGCCCUCACGCCUCACCCAGCGGCAAUCUCCCAGGCGGACCCGCAGCUGGUGAUUUUCCACGACUCGCACUACUUCACCUCUCCGUACCCCGUCCGAUCGCAGAGCACCGUUCUCCGCCUCCCCAGCCACCAGAUCGAGUCGUUCACGCCGCUGGAACCUUCCAAGAAGGCGGACUCGGAGAUCAAGUUGGGACCGUAUGAGGGUGUGGAGGCCGGAGCGGUGUCGGCGCUAGCGGUGCACUAUGAGAACAACCGGCCGUUCCCGCUGUUUGAGCGCGCGGAGCGGGAGUACGAGAUCUCGCACUGGGGGAAUGUGUAUGUGACGGAGGACUAUCACCUGGUGCACUCGGGGGCGAAACACACGGGCAUGUUCUCCCGUCUGGACUACCAGCACCGGCCCAUGGCCAUUGGCGUUUCUUCCCUGCGCGGACUCAUGGCAGUGCUGCCGGAGAGGGCGCACACGGUGUAUUACAGGGACGAGAUCGGGAACAUCUCCUCCUCGCACCUCCGAUACCCGCCCAGAAAGGCCGAGCUGGAGAUCGAGCCUCGGUACCCGCUCCUGGGCGGGUGGUCCGUGACGUUCCGAGUGGGGUACAGCGUGCCUCUGGGCGACCUGGUCUCCAUCAGCACAGACGGCACUCGCAUGCUCAACGCCACCCUCGGCAGCCCCUUUGCUGACGUGCCCGUCAAGCACCUCACUGUGAAGGUGGUGCUUCCAGAGGGAUCCUAUGGCAUCUCUGCGGAUGUGCCCUUCCCCGUGGGCAAGAGCACCGAGACCAAGUACUCAUACCUGGACACGGUGGGGCGCCCUGUGGUGGUGCUGGAUAAGAGGGACGUGGUGCCAGAGCAGGGGAUCAUGCACUUCCAGGUGAAGCACAAGUUCUCAAAGGUGGCCCUCCUGACCGAGCCGCUGCUCCUCAUCCUCUUCUUCCUCUUCUUCCUCUUCUUCCUCCUCUUCCUCCUCUUCCUCCUCUUCCUCUUCUUCCUCCUCUUCCUCCUCUUCCUCCUCUUCCUCCUCAUCCUCUUCUUCCUCUUCUUCCUCCUCUUCAUCGCCUACACCCACUCCAAUCUCAUUAUCUCCAAAACCGCCCCUCUUUCCCUCUCCCCCUUCCCUUCCCUCCCUUGCCCUGCCCUGCCCUGCCCUGCUCUGCCUUUUCGCCCCUCCCCCCAUCAGGUGAAGUACAAGUUCUCCAAGGUGGCUCUCCUCACCGAGCCACUCCUCCUCAUCCUCUUCUUCUUCCUCCUCUUCCUCCUCUUCAUCGCCUACACACACUCCGAUCUCACCAUCUCCAAAACCGCCCCCGCCUACCUCGCCAAACUCCACCACGAGGAGUUUCUCGAUCUCAUCCAACGGCUCUCGCGCCUCGUGGCCGAUCGUGCGGCCCAGAUCGAGUCUCUGGACGCAGGGCUGCUGAAGCUGGGGAGGAGUGGGGAUGUGGCAGGGGCGAAGGCGGGGAGGAGGAAUGUCGAGGCUGAGUUGAAGGAGAGUGGGAGGGAGAUCGCGUCUGUCGUGGGGAAGAUCGAGGCUCUCCCCAAGGUCCCUGCUGGUCCUCUGCGCACUAUUGCGUCUGUGGUGGGAAAGAUCGAGGCCCUUUCUAAGGUUCCUGCUGGUCCACUGCGCACUGUAAGUACUCCUUAUCCCCCCUCCUUCCUCUUGCAAGCUUCCCACCUCGCUAUCCUACUUUACCCACGUCCCAUCAUCCCUCCUCCUUGGGAGGGAGAUCGCGUCUGUGGUGGGGAAGGUCGAGGGGCGGGGGAGGAGGGCGGUGGAGGGGUAGUUGAAGGAGAGUGGGAGGGAGAUUGCUUCUGUGGUGGGGAAGAUCUAGGUUAUUUCCAAGGUUCCUGCCGGUCCCCUGCGCACGGUAAGUCUUGUUCUCUUACCCUUGCUGAGCUGAAGGGGAGUGGGAAGGAGAUAGCGUCUGUGGUGGGGAAGAUUGAGGUUCUUUCCAAGGUUCCUGCCGGUCCCUUGCGCACUGAAAGUCUGCUUCCUCGCUUCCCUUUCCCCCCGUUUCCACUCUUUCCAUCUUACUUGUUGCACCCAUCUUGUUUUGAGUCGACUCAAAACAACGCUUCCUCGCUUCCCUUUCCCCCAGUUUCCACUCUUUCCGUCUUACUUGUGCAAACCCUGGUUGCAAAGGAGAAGGAGCGCGCAGAGAGGGCGGUGGCGAAGCACACUGUAGCGGUGGAGGCAUACGAAAAGAAGACUUCUGCCAAGGAGAUCGACGCUAAGAUCGGCCCGAUGCAGCAGCGACUGGCGGCUCUGAAAGCAGAGAUCAAGGAGCUGGUGAUGGCUCUGGAGGAGUGA